This is a messenger RNA of Pungitius pungitius (ninespine stickleback), 9868 nucleotides long. It is a transcript of the gene gigyf1a, whose product is annotated as GRB10 interacting GYF protein 1a. Gene Ontology annotation, biological process: insulin-like growth factor receptor signaling pathway. Gene Ontology annotation, molecular function: protein binding. NCBI's taxonomy places the organism in Eukaryota, Metazoa, Chordata, Actinopteri, Perciformes, Gasterosteidae. The record is from RefSeq and is a predicted model, not a curated record. Bases 916 to 4299 code for a protein of 1127 amino acids. Gene Ontology annotation, cellular component: cytosol. The transcript is spliced from 26 exons.
GUCACGUGGUGACACACGGACGGCCAUGUUUCCGAAACACAAACAACAAGAAGAGCAGCGACUAGGAGCCAGCAGACACAUACUGAUACGCAGCAGCGACCGUUUGGAGGAGAGGGGGGAAAAAAUAAUAAAUAAAAUACAGAGCACGACUUUCUGAAAGUACGAUUCUGUCGAAUGAAUACGUUUACAGUGUUUGGAGAGACCAAUGCAUACGAUAUAUUGGCUGUAGACACACCGUGCAGACAACCAGUCUGGUAACGUUAGCUUUAAACAGCGAAGUGGUGCAAAGGGAGGAGGACAGGAAAUAAAGGAGUUACCUGGAGGGUCUCCGUCAAUCCACAUUUGAGUUGGAGUGAGAGGCCACGGAGGGAGAGAGGGAGAGAAGAAAAGAGUGCGAGUCGCGUCUGCUCUUGGCAGCUGUUCCAGCAGCCUGAUUCAGUGUUUUGGCUGUUAUUUCGUUCCUGCGUUACUUUUUUUUUUUUUUUGAUGAAUCUAUUGAUAUUUUUAACUUGAGAUAUAACUGCUGUAAAAGAAGAAAAAAAAUACUACUAGCAAGAGUGUUUUUUUGUUCCACUGUUAAUUUCCAAGGUUCUUUUUUUUUUUUUUUCUUCUUUUUUUUUAUAUUCAUCAACCCUUUUCGGCUGUGAGUAGCAGGAGCUUCCAUUCUCCAAACUAUAGCCGAACCCCCUUCCUUAUCUCACCUGAUAACCCGGUAUUCCUCAAGCACCUGAAACUGGCAGCUAUUCUCUUUGUGUCUGUGUGUUUGGGGAGCUCUGUGACCACAGCUUAAGCACCACUUAGCCUUCUAGUCACCUACGCCUAACUAAAGCCAGCCAGCCCUAGCCUGGUCCAGCCCAGUCCAGCCUGCCCCGAUCAUCUGGACAGGAUACUCAGUUCUGUGCAGACGGGAGGAAUAUGACUGCUGAGACUCUUAACUUCGGCCCAGAAUGGCUCCGUGCACUGUCCAGUGGGGGGAGUGUGACUUCCCCCCCUCCUUCCCCCGCCAUGCCAAAGUACAAGCUGGCCGAGUACCGCUACGGCCGAGAGGAGAUGUUAGCACUUUAUAUCAAAGACAACAAGGUCCCAGAGGACAUGCAGGAUAAGGAGUUUGCUGCUAUUCUGCAAGAUGAGCCCAUGCAGCCACUGGCACUGGUGGCACUCACUGAGGAGGAGCAGAGGAACUUCUCCAUGUCUGUGAACAGCGUGGCUGUGCUGAGGCUCAUGGGAAAAGGCGUGGGCGGGGCCGCCCCAGCUGGAGUGGCCCGAGGACGAGGUGCCCCGAGAGGCGGUCGAGGACGAGGUCGUGGAGAAAGUGGAUUCUACCAAAGAAGUAUUGAAGAACCCGAGGUGGGUUUCGGACGCAGCGUCCGAGAGAUCCACCGUAGCCAGAGCUGGGAUGACCGGGGCGAGCGGCGGUUCGAGAAGCCGCUGCGGCGGGAGGUGGCGCGCCCCGGCUUCGAAGAGCCCGUCGCUCCCGUGGUUCCGGGGAGGAAGGAGUACGCGCGGGCGGACAGCGAUAACUGGCGCAUCCUGCGGGAGGAGCAGGAGGAGGAGGAGGGUGGGGGUGUGGUCGGCGGGGUCGGUGGGGGCGUGGUCGGGAGCGCAGAGCCGGCCACCAACUGGAGACUUACUGGAAUCCGCAGGGAUGUCCAGUUUGACACUGAUGGCGGCCCAUGUCUUUUGUCAGAUGGCGGUCCUCGCUCAGCAGGCUGGCGGGACCACACGGGUCCAGGCGAGAGUCGUCGCCGGAAGUUUGAUUUUGAUUUCCGGGACUCGGACGGCCACGGCGGCAGCGGCGGUGGCGGCCGUCGGCGUGCAGGCAGCGAGGGACUAGAGGACGACAGGGACGGCCUGCCCGAGUGGUGUACAGACGAGGAGGAUGGAGAGAUGGGCACGUUUGACUCCUCUGGAGCGUUCAUGACUAUGAAGAAGGGUGGGAAGGAGUCAAUCCUGGAGGAGGAGUUUGAGUUCAAGGGCAUCGAGGAGGACGAUGAGGAGGAGUGCUAUGCUGACAUGGACAGGAACAGUGCUGAGGGAGAAAAAGACAAGGAGAUUAAAGAAGCUGGCUCUGCUGGUGGGGAAGGCGAGACGCAGCAAACGUCUCCCUCCUCGUCUCCUCCCGCUCUCAUCCACUGUUCCCCUCCCUCCUUGGAGCCUCGGCCCAGCAACGCCGGCCCAGUGGUGGAAAACCCUCAGCUGAACAACAGCCACCCCGUCAAGGCCGGCAGCACGUCCAGUGAAGACAUGGCUACGUUCGGGUUCUCCAAGGUCCACAUGAACCCCGACGCCCCCGCCUCCUCCAGCCUGCCUCCCCCACCCCCUUCCUCUGCUGCCCCUCUCCACCCUCCACCUGGAGGAGACACGGAGGACGAUGAGGGCAUGAAGCAUCUGCAGCAGGAGGCGGAAAAGAUGGUGGCAUCGCUGCAGGACACUUCGCUGGAGGAAGAGUGUUUCACCCAGGCUCUGCAGCAGCAUGAGAGCAGGAACACAGCAGCCGCUCUGCCGCUGUCGCACGAGGCCGCCAUGAAGUGGUUCUACAAGGACCCACAGGGAGAGAUCCAGGGUCCGUUCACCACCGUGGAGAUGUGCGAGUGGUUCCAGGCCGGCUACUUCACCAUGACCCUGCUCGUGAAGCGGGGCUGCGACGAGGGCUUCCAGCCCCUGGGCGACGUCAUCAAGAUGUGGGGCCGCGUGCCCUUCGCCCCGGGGCCUUCCCCGCCGCCCCUGCUAGUGAGACAGCCCCCGCCGACGCAGCGCCCGCAGUCCAGCCGGGGGUCCGCCGGGACUGUGAGUCAGAGCUCAGCCAACGCUGAGGAUGGGGAGGGGAGGAUGCAGAGGAGAGGGAAGCUUGAUAGACAGGUUACGGGUAACGUGGACCAGGACCGCCUGAAAAAGCAACAGGACCUGGCAGCAGCAGCAGCUCUUUAUCAGCAGCUCCAACAGCAGCAGCUAUUCCAGCUCAUUAACAGGUGCAGUGAGCAGGGUAUGAUGCCUUCGAUGAACAGGUCGAUGUCAGUGCCAGAUACAGGGUCCAUGUGGGACAUGCAUACCUCAGCUUCACAGCCGUCAGGCGGUGAAGCCAGUCUUUGGGACAUAACAAUGAAUCCUUCUACUCAGGGUCCAACUCUGGAACAGCUUCAAAAGCUCCAGCAGGAGAGGCGAGAAGCUGAACUCAGGGCAAAGCGCGAAGAGGAGGAGCAGCGCAAGAGGAGGGAGGAGAAGAGGAGGCUGCAGGAGGACCAGAAAAGGAGGGAGGAGGAGGAUCUCUUCCGACGCAAGCAGUGUCGUCAGCAGCAGGAACUGAUCAUGAAGCUGCUCCAGCAGACCCCCCAGCAGCAGGGUCCUGGGGCAAGUGGAUCAGGCUGGAGCGGGUCUUCCUCCUCUGGGCUGUCCAAGUCCGGGAAGCCUCCGGCUCUGGCUCUGCUGGAGAUGCAGCAGGAGGCCGAGAGGCUGCUGAAGCAGCAGCAGCAACAGAGGGCACAGCAGCAGAGAGAGCGCCACUCUGGCAUGUCCAUGGGGAGCUCCUCAAUGGGAGGGCAGUGGGCGGACGGAGUCGGCAUGUGGGGCGGGCCUGGAGGUAUGGAGAGCAAGGGCAGCAGCGUGAGCUCAUCGGGCAGCAUGGGCAUGUGGGACGAGGCUGUGAAGAACCAGUCCGGUCUGCGUGGCAACAGCAACAACAACAUGGGCCUGAAGAACAGCCGCAGCAGCCCUUCACUCAGUGAGCAGUACAUGAUGCGCCGUAAGCGGACGGAGGAGGAGGAGAAGCUGCUGAAGCUGCUGCAGGGCAUGAAGCCUCAGGACGGCUUCACAACCUGGUGUGAACAGAUGCUGCACGCUCUCAACACCUCUGCCAACAACUCUUCCUCCUCUCUGGAUGUUGCCACUAUAGUGGCCUACCUGAAGGAGGUGGAGUCUCCCUAUGCAGUACUGGACUUCAUCCGGUCCUACCUAGGGGACACAGUGGAAGCCAAAGAGUUCGCCAAACAGUUUCUGGAGCGACGUGCCAAACAGAAAGCCAACCAACAGAGACAGCAACAGCAGUUAUCAAAGGAAGUGGCUGGAUUGAACAUGAACUUCCCCCUGCAGGACUCAAUGCGAGGUAUGAAUCCAAGUACCCUGCAGUCCAUGUUUCAAGCCAACCACAUGGGCAAGUCUGGUCUCUAUGACAUCCAAGGGGGAAAGAUGAAGAAGAAACAGCCCAUGAUGCUGCACUCUGACCCCAGCAUCUUAGGGUACUCAUUCCACAACACGGGCGAGUGUCUGAGCCUGAAUGAGAUGGAGAUGGUGGAAGAUUACUGAUGUGACGCAGCGCAGCAGCAAUAGCUACCUGAGGCCUUCUGUCUUUUAAUCAGACAAACCUGAUGACGAAUGUGCACUGCUGGGGGAACCGGGGGGGGGGGGGGGGGGGGAAGGGAGCGAGCAUGAGGGGAUGUGCAGGGUGGAGGCGCCUGGAUCUGCGCCUCCCACUCUUUCCUUCCCUCUGGCGGGAAAAUAAAUAAAUAAAGGGCUCCUUGCUGCACCAGUUGAUCACUUGAGCAGGGGAGAGGGGGUGGGGGGGGGGGUUGGGGUUAUGUUAAAAAGGAAGAUGGGUUUCCUCUGGCACUCAAAAGAUUAAGCACCUUAUACUGAACUAACGCACUUUAUUGAGAUGGGAUUUGAAUUUUCUUUUUUCAUGUGUGCGAAUGUGAGUUUGUUGGGAAUCGGUGCGCGUACAGAAUGUGUACAUACACAUUAUCUGUGUGCGUCAGAACUGGAAUGGGGGGGAGGGGGUGUGUGUGUAUGAAUGUUAAGGCUGGUAGGUUUUCAAAGUCAGGGGGACCUUUAGUUGAAACCUUAUCAGAGAGCAAAUCCUUUCUCAAAAGACAAACACUGUUGAUAUUUCUCUUGUUUAGCAUUUUUUUUACGUUUAUAUAAAAAAAGUAAAGCUAUUGAAAAAAAAAUGGAUUAUAAAAAAAAACUUGAAGAUUUGCACUUGCCUAAAAAAAGAAUAACAAAAACAACAAAAAAACAAAUGGGGUUAGUUCUAGAAGUGAAUAUUUUUGUGAAUGUGUAUGUAUGACCUUGAGAAUGACUGAUGUGUGAUGGUUGGUUUGUGUCAGUAAUAUACCAGUCUGCACAAGUUUUUGUUUCAAUCUUUUGUUGCUUACCGAGAUGUAUGAAACAUAAGAGGCCAUUUUUGUCCUUUUUUCUGUUCAGAUGGUAAUUUUUGUAUUCUCAUGUUAAGUGUGUUUCCCUUCUCCAAACAGGGACUUGAUCUGUAUGUUUUGAGAGUUUUCAAUGAAUGAAUGUGUGUUAGAGAGAGAGAGAGAGAGAGCGAGAGAGCGAGAGAGGGCAAUUGCACAACACAUCCUUUCUCUCACCAGCUCUUCAUCCCCAGAUAGACAAAAUAAAAAAUGCAUACAUUUGUAAAUAUUAGCUUCUCACACGAUGACCACCACUAGUUGUUUUCCCUUAGCCUCUCCCCAUGGGGAGCCGUCUGUAGACCUGUGAGGACUAGCAGGCGGGGCGAAUCAUGAGGGACAUUACUGUGUGUGCAUCACAACGAGACUUUGAGUGUGUGUGUGUGUGUGUGUGUGUGUGUGUGUGUGUGUGUGUGUGUGUGUGUGUGUGUGUGUGUGUGUGUGUGUGAGCGGGCAUGUUCAUUUUAUUUCACAGAACUGAGUUGAGACUACAGGUACUCAUUCUUUUGAACACGUGCGGAUUUUGUAUGUGUAUGAAUGCACAUUUGUGCCUAAGAACUUGGAUAGGGUGCGUGGCCAUUGAGACAUUAACUCUUUUUUGAGAGCAAGUGUGAUGUGCGUCAGUGCUCAGCACAGUGUAUGUAAAGUAUGUCGGUUUAUAUAUCGUAAAUAUUUCUAGUUUAGUCUAGGGGUGAUCCAUCGGAAGGUUAGUCCAGUCUUGUCCUGGGGGUGUGAUCACGUUGCCUUUUGUCAGCUCUCGAACUUGUGAAUGAAAGGUGUCGAGUUGCUGACUCUGAAAAAACAAACAGCAUCUUAAUGUGCAAGUGCACAGAACGGUGCAUGAAAUGUUAGCAUAUUGUGUUACUUAUUCGUUGUUGCAAUUUGAUAAUGACGAGUUUUCUUUUUUUAAUGAAAAAUAUAUAUGAAUAUAUACAUUAUAUACAAAGUUUAAAAAGUAUUUGGACUAAGAUAAUGAGCACUUGGGGCUGCUAUUUUUGUUGUGUUAAUUUUCAUUUUUUCUUAAAUUUUGUUUUUCAUUUUUGUUUCAUUAUCGCCAUGUGAAGUGUGUGUAUUACUCUUAAGAAAACAUUGAAUGUAUUCCAAAAAAUGACAAGAAACCCGUGCUGAUACCAGAUUUCUUUUUCCUCUGAAGAAUUUCAAAAAUGGAAACAAAUACAAAAAAGCUUCAAAGAAUUUAGCAAGAACUUUUUCUUUUUUGUUUCUUUUUACAAAGUGGAGAAGAAAAAAACAAAACUUUGGAUGGAUACAGAUGAACACACUGCCUCUACAAUCCUGGUCAUACAAAUAGUGACUAAAACUAAAGAAAGGACUCUUUCUAUUCCAUACUGGAGCUUUGGUUGUUUACAAACCACAUGGAUAACUGUGGGUGCAGUUUCUAUUUUCAUUUCUUCCCACAUAAAACAGGUGGGGUUUGCAAGUGCGCUUCUGCCAUAUGGACAUUGAGUGGUGUUAUUUUUUUCAUUUUCAUUUUUUUUUUUUUUUUUUUUGAGGAAGAGUGGCAGGUACCCAGAGAACACGGACCCGAUCCUCCGACCGGACCUUUCUGUGCGUGCUUGUGGAUCCUGAGACUUUAUGAUCAACCUCAAGAGCAGAGGCUGGAAAAUCGAGGAUGGGUUCUGUUUUUUUUUUUUUUUUUUGGAGUGUGGAGAACGGCGUGCGGGGGCUGCAUAACCCCAGAGGGAACUGAAAGGUGGGGGGGAGGGAGGGGGACAAGUGCACCCUUCUUCACCUGGACCCUCACGAGCACCCACACCCUGCCCACUCGCCGACUCACCUAUGCACUUUUGUUCAUUCAAGCUGUGAGGUACCAUUUUGGGGAUGGGAGCACAAAUCACAACGGGAGGAUUGCUGCGACUUUGACAAAGUCACUGAAAAGAUAUUCUCAAAACUGAUAUGAGAGACUCAAGAAGCUCGCCUUCUCCCACCUCCUGUGUGUACAUAACCGUAUUUUUGUAUUAUCUUUCAGAGCAGAAAGAACAUUUUCCAAUGGAUGAAGGAAAAUUCAUGAGACGUCGAUUAUAUGGAGUGAAUGUUCAAGUAAACCAAUCUUUUUGAAUAUAGUUUUGAGAUGGACUCGUUGCGAGUUGCCCUUAGUUUGCCAGUAACCUUGAAAUAAUCGGGAUGGAAGGGAGCGCAAAAAAAACAAACUUAAAAAAAAACAAAAAAAAACAUGGACUGCGUUGGACAUGCGACAGCGGCUCCAACACUGACCGACUGACGGCUACUUUUCAAAACGGAUGCUGCGGCCGCUCCAAAGAGCCCCGCCCACAAUGCGCGUGAUCUGCGUGCGGCCAGGACGAGGCAGACCUGAGCUUUUGGCAAGGAGGCUUCCGCUUCCUCUCCAAAACCCGAUGACGGCCUUCAGAGACCGCAGGAGGAGAGCGCUUUGGCAACGGAGCCUGGCUGUGCUUUAUUCGCUGCCCUCUGCAAGGAGGAUCUAAUCUACAGCCGACCCAUGAACCAGUUGACCCUUAACCUUUUAUCAUUUGAAAUGAAACCCUAAGAAACUCUUCUGUCCUGACCUGGCACCGGGGGAUGGAGGCCAUCGGCAUUAUCGGUUGGACAGUGACCAGGUGAAGGUCCGCGUCUUAUCAGCCGUGGACCCCGUCUGCGUCGGAGAGUGUCGGGUCUGGGAUUUUCAUCCCAGACGGCUCGUAUGGCCCAGAUGUUAUCCCCCCCCCACCUCAGCUGGUUUGCGCGGAGGCCUUCGAAACCAGCGGGACUGAAGACUCGCCCAGGCAUUUUUUUUUUUUUUUUUUUGGGAGGGAUUACAUCCAAGUUGCCGGGAAUCCCUGCCGCUGCGGACCUGGAUGAACUGAAAGAAUUGUACAUAAAGACCUUUUUGAAACAUGACAAAACAGACACGUAGCUACAUGUCACAUAGACUAGAGUACCGAGGAAUUGCAGACGCACACUACAUGGACACAAGCAGCAAACGCAACAUACACACAAUCCCAGUGGCCCUCCUCUGGAACCACAUCUGCAUACACAUCAAUACAUCAACAUGCUACAAAAUUGCUACAUCAAUAUGCAGUCCACACACACACACGUAUCAUCGCUCAUAAUAUAAACGCCGAGCUGUGUAAAUAAUGUAAAUGUGUGUUUUUGAUUUUUUGAUUUUUCUCUCAUAGUGGUUUUGCUUUAUUUCUCUGUUAAACAUGCCUUAAAUUGUACAGUUCAGUCCUGAGCGGCGAGCUGAAAGCGUUCUCUAAAUAAUCUAAGUUGCAAAACCGCCCUCCUUAACUGUCCUCUAAAGUGAAAGAAAGAUGGGAGCUUUCUAAGUCCGGGCCGUCUGUGCUGCAGUCAUUUGCUCCACGCGCAUCCGUGUAGCUCCACAAUGGCGCAGCGGGCGGCCUUUUUGAUUAAUCUAAUUUUGCUGGUUGGCUUUUGUUGCCCUUUUGGUUUCCUUUAAAAGAUUGAGAGUGCUUUUGUUUCCGAUUUCCUGUUUAGAUGAUUGCUGGUGCAGGCUUAAUAACGGGCUGUGGUCUGCACUGAGAGGAGCUGAGCUGACGGGGAGGGGGGUGCACACGUGGACUAACGGACUCGAGUGUCAAAUAGAGAUUUGUGUUGGGGCUUUUUAAUGGUUAGUGUUUUUUUUUUUUUUACACUCCGGGGGACUUCAAGGUCUCGGAAGCAACUAGGUACUUUUUACACUGAGAUGUCAGAUCGGGCUUGUAGGGAGCGUGGUUGUAAGGGCAAUCUUGCACGAUUUGCAAUAUUUGUGGGUCUUGACACUAAACCGCGAGGCCAGAAUUGCUGCAGAUUUGGUGGGUGCACUGGUUGUGAUGCUGCCUGCAGACCAUUAUUUGGUAGCACUGAAUAGAUAAGGAAAUUAACCAGGCAGGCGUGUGUGUGUGUUAAAGGAAAUUCUAUGUCCUCAAAUUUGGAAAGUGUCUUGUUCCAGGUAUGUAUAUGUAAUUGGAUUUAAGAGAUGAAUGCUUUUAAUCAACCAGUUAGUUGUUUUGUAUCGUCAAUAUCUAAACAAUAUGCAGUUUUUAAUCCAAAUGACAGCUGAUAUUCAGUGAAUAUCUUCAGCUUAGACUUGUAAUAAACGUGCACAUUUGUUUAGCCGAGGGUUCGGUGGAUGGUUACCAGCUGCAUCGAACUAUGUGACCUGAAGUAGCAACAGUAGGUGCCAGUUUGUCGUAACUGUUGAAUUGUGCUAAAGAGUUACCAAGUUAAUUGUGAUCAGUUGCCAAAACCAUAAAUAUAUUAUCAGGUCUCAUUGGUGAAUAUCUUUAAGAAUACCAAUGUUUGACAUUUUUAAAAGCUGAUGUUGGUGUUAGUUGUUGGUCGCUGUUGGAAAAAGUAAAACAAGGUUGCGUACAGUUCAUUUUACUGGAUUAAACAUAUUUUUAUGAUUAGAUAAAUACAUUUUGUUGUCAAAAAGCCCUGGAUGUUUGGUUGCAGUCUUAGAAAAAAGAGCUUGUUAUCGGUAUGAAGUCACCUGGUUUAUUAUAGCUCUGGUUACUGUAGUUCCAAUAACAUAGUUUGUAAUGAUGUGAUGUAAUUCCUAUUCCUGUCAGCUCAGCUCCUUUGCCUAAUAAGUCUUUGAAUGUUGUUAAAAUAACAGCAUAUGAAAAGAACAACGGAAAUAUUUGUAAAUAGUUUGGCUUUUUUUGUUUGAAGAACAAAAUAAAUACUAAAUAAAUAGCAUCUAGCAGUGA